This is a messenger RNA of Belonocnema kinseyi, 1626 nucleotides long. RefSeq lists its product as uncharacterized. The record is from RefSeq and is a predicted model, not a curated record. The transcript is spliced from 4 exons. Bases 327 to 1079 code for a protein of 250 amino acids. NCBI's taxonomy places the organism in Eukaryota, Metazoa, Arthropoda, Insecta, Hymenoptera, Cynipidae.
ACGAUCUACGUUAAAGUAAAACAAACUUUUGAUUUAUAUAAAAUAAGGUGUUCUUUACUUUUAAAAAAACUCAAAAAAUUCCGUUACUACAGUAUCAGAAGUGGGAUAUGAGCUUGAGUAUUGGUCAUCAGUAAUUUAAAUUAUUUGUGAGAAUCAAAAAUUCACAUUUUUCUGUCAACGUGUUUGGAUCGAAGAAAGCUGUAUGCUGAAGAAAUACGAAGACUUUUUUGAGGAGUUUGGAAGUUUAUCCCUAUGGUUCUUGCAUAGAAAAGGAGGAGAUAAAUUCGCAUACGGAAGAAGCAGCUGCCUUAUUGGAUACAACAAGUAUGAUUAUUCCAGAUCAGAGCCCUUUACAAACAGAUUCUGUUUUUCCGUCACUGCCGCUGAAUUCUUCAACGAAUUUGACUUUGAUGCAACGUGAAAUGAAACUUAUGAGAAGGGAGAGAGAUUUGCUUGCACGGGAAGUACGACUAUUACAACGUCAAAAUCAGGUUCAAGGACAUUCAAUAACAGGUUCAUCAAAUUCAUUAAGUUCUCAUUCCAACGUCAAUAUUAGAGAUAUUAGUGAUUUAUUAAGCGAAUUUAGUGGAUCUAAUCGCAAUUUCUAUCAGUGGGAAAAACAACUGCAACUCCUCAGUGCAACUUAUAAACUGAACGAUAACCUUGCAAAAAUUUUGCUCAGUUCGAAGUUGAGAAGCAAUGCUUUAGAAUGGUUUCAUUCUAAAUCAGAUCAUAUUGAAAUGAGUAUGGAAGACUUACUUAAAGAUAUGAAGCAGAUGUUUGACCAUCGACCUAACAGGUUAGAACGUCGAAGGCUGUUUGAAGAAAGAAAGUGGAAAUUCAACGAGGCAUUUUGUGAAUACUAUCACAAAAAAUUAAUCCUAGCUAAUCAAGUACCAGUGGACGAUGAAGAGGUGGUGGAUUAUAUACUUGAUGGAAUGCCAGAUUUGCAAUUAAGAACUCAAGCCCGCAUGAGGUGUUUGAAAACAUCAUCUGAAUUAUUAGAAGGAUUUAAUAAAAGUAGUCUUCAACUCCAGCUGACAAAGGUCCUUUUUCAAGAAAGUCGAUGUGAAUAUUGAUGAAAGAAACCGUAUUGAAGUAGGCUGUGCAUUAUACUCUGGUAGUCCGGCAAACUGACAGUUCGUAUUACAUUUGAUGAUGAGACGCGAGACAACAUUACAUUGCUUAUAUUUCCUGAUAGUACGAUGCGAUCUUCGUUAAUUUUAGGCCGAGAUACUUUAAGCAAAUUUGAAAUAGGUCUUACAAAAAUCAAAAAUAUUGGGGGAGUAGAAAUUGACAACGUCAAGAUAGAAUAUACGAAAUGCGAAACGGUGUAGUGUACCGGAAGAAAGGAAAUGACUUACUCUUCUAUGUCCCGGUAAGCAUGGAAAAAGACGUGCUUUUUAAAUACCAUUAUGAAAUAAAUUAUUUAGGUCCUUUUAAAACACGAGAGUGUAUUAGUAGGACAUACUAGUUUCUAAAACUACGGGAAAAAAUAGAAGAAGAACUUCGUAAUUGUUUUAAAUGUAUUAUCUUUUCUCCGUCAUCAGGAAAAGCUGAAGGUCAUUUUCAUAUAAUCCUGAAGGGUCACGUGCCGUUUUCGAUAAUACAUGUUGACCAUUUUAA